Molecule: messenger RNA, 4014 nt
Organism: Penaeus monodon (black tiger shrimp)
Lineage: Eukaryota; Metazoa; Arthropoda; Malacostraca; Decapoda; Penaeidae
Product: membrane-associated transporter protein-like
Exons: 16
Cellular component (GO): membrane
Molecular function (GO): sucrose:proton symporter activity
Source: RefSeq, a predicted model, not a curated record
UGAUUAGUCUUAUGCUGCCCUUCAGUGUAGUGCGGGGGUGUCCUGCCUGUCGUUGAUAGUGUGAGAAAGACUGGCUUGGUUCUUGCUUGUGUCGUAGAUUUGGAUUUGAACCUUUAUUCCAGAUUUAGUCUAAUGAACAUGCUCGUUUUCAAACAUUUACAAUAGAUAUACAUCAGUUCAAAAGUGUACAAGAAAAAUGAACAACAGUGGAUAAUUGUGCUGAGCUUAGGAAAUACUAAAUAAUUUUCCUCACCAAAGUUCAAAACGAGCGCAAAGAUGAACCAGUGAAGUGAUAUAUCUAAAAUUUCCACAUCCAGCACACAUCAAUAACUUUUUACCCAAACGUGUGACAAGAGAGAAAAACAGAGAUAAAGAGGAAACAAAAGGAAAGAAAAGAAAAAAAAGAAAAGAUAUAUACAAACACAAUCUAAAACAACAACACAUAAUAUAAAAGACUAGAACAGAGUGAAAAAAAACAUGGAUGAGAAACUGGCUUCGUACACUGGCGGCCUCCACGUCUUUAAAGGCUACCUGAAGGAGAAAUGGGGGACGCUGAAGGAACAGGGAACUUCAGGAACCAUUCACGAGCUGAAAGAGAAGACUGGGACCAAAGUUUCUGACCUGAAGGAGAAGGCAAUCAAAAAUCUGAAUCACGGAGAAGGAGAUGACUAUUCGCACAUCUACAGGCGAAAGACGCGGGCAGAGAUGGUGCGCAUAUCGGCCGCUGUGAUGGGCAUCGAGUUCUGUUACGCCGCCGAGACCGCCUUCGUUUCGCCGACCCUGCUCAAGAUCGGCGUCAAGCACAGGCACAUGACGCUCAUCUGGUGCCUGAGUCCCUUCAUCGGCUUCUUCCUGACGCCGAUUUUGGGCUCUCUGUCGGAUAACUGCCGGUCGAAGCUGGGACGCAGAAGGCCGUUUAUCAUUCUUCUGUCCAUCGGUAUCAUCCUCGGUCUGAUCCUGGUGCCCAACGGGAAGCUCAUUGGCAUAACUAUGGGGGACGACUGGGCACCGACUCCCGCGCCCACCUCGUCCUCCCUCUCUGAAGAACAGGUUAGCGAACUCAUAGCAGCCACGGAACCCGGAUUUCUUAACGCCUCGACCAUUACCACUGUCGUCAACUCUUUGGAUAACCCUGAGAACAUCACUCUCACGGAUGAAGGCGAACCACCAGCGAAGCCCAGCGGAUACCAGUCUCACCCUUGGGGCAUUUUCUUCACCAUUGUGGGCACGAUGCUCUUGGACUUCGAUGCAGACGCGUGCCAGAGUCCUUCGCGUGCCUACCUCCUCGAUGUCACCGUGCCAGAGGACCAUGCUGUAGGCCUGUCCACCUUCACCAUCAUGGCUGGGCUCGGCGGCGGCCUCGGCUAUGCCAUGGGAGGGAUUAACUGGGACGUGACUUUCAUCGGCUGGGUACUUGGAGGCCACGUGAGAGCUGUGUUCACCCUGGUCACGUUCAUCUUCAUAGCCUGCGUGUUCAGCACCCUCUACUCCUUCAAGGAAAUCCCCCUCGAAGUCCUGCAGAAGUCCUCCAAGGCGGAGCUCCAGAGGGGUAUGUCCACGGAGCAGCAAGUCCUAAGUCCGAGCGGCGCCGAGGAAGGGAAAGGCUAUGGCACCAUGGAUGACAAAGGGCCCUCCCGCCCCAGCUCCCUGCCGCUUCUGCAAAACGGCCACAGCGCAGACCCGGGCGUGGAGGGCCAGCAGGAGUACGCAGGUCCUGAGGGCGAGAGCCAAGGAUACCAGGACAAGCAGGGCGAGGCGGGAUACGACCAGGAGACGUCCUUCAACCAGCAGGAGCCCAGCGCAGUGGUGAAGGAGGGAGAGCAAAUACCUGACGGAGGCGAAGAGGCAGCAGUCCCUGGAGCUACACUAAGGCAGUACCUCCUCUCCAUCGUGUACAUGCCUAAGUCGCUCCGUAUCCUGUGUGUGACGAACCUGUUUUGCUGGAUGUCUCUCGUCUGUUAUUCUCUCUACUUCACUGACUUUGUGGGGGAGGCGGUGUUCGGUGGGGAUCCAGGGGCACCGGACGGGAGCGUGGCGAGAGACCUGUACGAGGAGGGCGUCCGCUUCGGCUGCUGGGGCAUGGCGCUCUACUCCCUCUCCUGCUCGCUCUAUUCCUUCCUCAUCGAGAAGAUGGUCAAGGUGUUCGGGUGAGAAUCGAUCUUAUGUAUGUGUAUGUAUCUGCGUCCAAUUACUGAUCGUUCUGCUCAUCACGGGCUCGUUUUCUCCUGGUCUCGGGUCAUGUAUUCCACGUUGUUCACCAUGCCUUACCUCCUCGUGGCUCACUAUCACGCUUCAGAGACGAUAAAGUGUGAGGACGUUUGGCUGGUAACCAAGGUACGGCAGCUGUGGGCCUGGUGCUGGGGUGGCGCGUUUAAAACGGAAGAAGGCGUUCUCGCAGACGGGCCUGAGCAGCAAGUCCGGGGCCUCGGAACAGACGUAGCCAUCAUAUCUUCCAUGGUUUUCCUCGCGCAGUUUAUUCUCUCUUUGUGCAUGGGCUCCAUCAUCGCCGCCGUCGGGUCCACCACCGCCGUCGUCUGUGCAGCGAGUGUGUUGGCUGCAUGUGGGGCUAUUUCGGCUACACAAGUCAUCUAUCUCGACCUCUAAUCCGUUCUCUGUGAUCCUUGCGAGCUACCAUAGAAAAUUUGAGCACUAACUAUAACAUUUCUUUGUCCCAAAAAAGAAACUGCACUGAAAGUAUGAGGGGAAGAUAGGGAGGAAAAGCAAGAGGAAGAGGGAUUUUCCUUAUAAUAUUUCUAUGACAAAAAACUAUAAAUACAAUUAAAAAUAAAUAAAUAUUUGUUGAAGGAAAGAAGUCACAUAUCAUAGCAAAAUUCUUUUCCUAUUAUGUUAUUAAGUCAAUAGUGAAUAACAAUGAUGAAGAAACAAUAUAGCAUAAAGUCACAUAAUCUGAAAGAUGAUUUAUCUUGUAAGUAGUCAAAGCUAUUUUUAUUUUCUCAUCAAGUAUCAUUUCAAAUUAUCACGAUGUUUAUUUUUAGGAUAGACAUAUAGUUCAAUAAUUGCCACAUUUAUUAUUUUUUUUCGGAUUAACAUAUUCAAAGUUUGUUAAAUGUAUUCCGACCAUGACUUGGGACCCACAAUAAUUGAUAGUAUUUAAUGAUACCAUGCUUAAGCUUAUAAGAUAGUCUUUUGACAGAAGCUUUGAGAGAUUCUAAAUCGAAUUUCAUCUGUGGUGAACUCUCUCAGAGUAUGUAUAUACGCUAUGUCUGUGUUUAUGUUCUUUCGUUACUAAUUUUCCACUGGCAAUACCAAAUGAUAUUUUGAAAAUCAAUAUGAGUGGUAGGGUGUACUCAGAUUUUUGCUGUCGCCCUUUCGAGGGAAAAUGUAUAUCACAGAGAAGGGAAAAAGGAAAACAAGCAAUAUUAACAUUCGGAGCAGAUUUUUCACCGCAUUUAUUGUUUUAGCUUCACUUGAACACCUCAAAGGCCCAUCCAGUUAUAAGAAACUGAAAUAGCUUCAGGAUAAAGAUUUUAGUUUCGCAAAGAAUUAUGUUAAGAUGCUGUUAUUGUUUUUAGUCUCAUAUGUCUAGAAUUUGCCAUCAUUAUCAGUAUCAUAACAAGCAGAGCAUGUGCUAUACAUAUUGAGAAGGGAGAAUGACAAAGGUUUAAUAAUGCCUGUUAAUAGGUAUAUUUUUCCAGUUAGUUUACGUUAGCAGUAGCUACUGUAGAGAUAGAUAGUAUAUGUAGUAUUGAUUGAUAAGUAGGUGUAUGAAUGAACCAGAGAUCUCAGUUGGAACUGGAAUGAGUGAAAGUCAACCGCUUACUAAGGAAAGAUUUAGUGAAGGUUUUAUCGAAAGAGGUAAAACACCAACUUUGAUAGCUUAGAAGGGUAGUUAGUGUAGCCGCUUCAUUGUAUUAUCAUAACGCCUGAAAGCCGGGUGUUCUUCAUCUAGUCAUGGGCAUCAUUUUUAUCACGUAUUCACCAUAUCCAUGGUACUCUUGUGCUAGUAAUAAACGCACUAUGGGAUUUUGAAGUGUAUAGUAUAAGUGCAUGUAA